Messenger RNA from Setaria italica (foxtail millet), 1075 nucleotides. RefSeq names its product 60S ribosomal protein L8. Lineage: Eukaryota; Viridiplantae; Streptophyta; Magnoliopsida; Poales; Poaceae. The record is from RefSeq and is a predicted model, not a curated record. Gene Ontology annotation, molecular function: structural constituent of ribosome; RNA binding. Gene Ontology annotation, cellular component: cytosolic large ribosomal subunit; ribosome. The transcript has 2 exons. Gene Ontology annotation, biological process: cytoplasmic translation. The coding region runs from base 90 to 875 and encodes 261 amino acids.
CCUCGACCAUUCCGCCCCCCAAACCCUAACCCUCUUUCCCUCCUUCCCCUCCGGCGCCGCCACCCCGCGUCGCCGCUGCCGCCGCUGAGAUGGGCCGCGUGAUCCGCGCGCAGCGUAAGGGUGCGGGGAGCGUGUUCAAGUCCCACACCCACCACCGCAAGGGCCCCGCCCGGUUCCGGUCCCUCGACUUCGGCGAGCGCAAUGGUUACCUCAAGGGCGUCGUCACCGACGUCAUCCACGACCCGGGCCGCGGCGCGCCGCUGGCCAAGGUCACCUUCCGCCACCCGUUCCGCUACAAGCACCAGAAGGAGCUCUUCGUCGCCGCCGAGGGCAUCUACACGGGCCAGUUCAUCUACUGCGGGCGCCGCGCCACGCUCUCCAUCGGCAACGUGCUGCCGCUCAGGGGGAUCCCCGAGGGUGCCGUCGUCUGCAACGUCGAGCACCACGUCGGGGACCGCGGCGUCUUCGCCAGGGCGUCCGGGGACUACGCCAUCGUCAUCAGCCACAACCCGGACAACGGGACAUCAAGGAUCAAGCUCCCCUCUGGUGCUAAGAAGAUUGUCCCGAGCAGCUGCCGUGCCAUGAUUGGGCAGGUUGCUGGUGGUGGCAGGACUGAGAAGCCAAUGCUCAAGGCUGGCAAUGCCUACCACAAGUACCGCGUGAAGAGGAACUGCUGGCCUAAGGUGCGUGGUGUGGCCAUGAACCCUGUUGAGCAUCCUCACGGAGGAGGUAACCACCAGCACAUUGGUCAUGCCUCCACCGUCCGCCGUGACGCUCCUCCUGGCCAGAAGGUUGGUCUAAUUGCUGCAAGGAGAACUGGUCGUCUUAGAGGCCAAGCUGCUGCUACUGCUGCCAAGUCUGAUAAGGCCACUUAAAUCAGUUAGUUUUGCCAUAUGGAGCAUAAUCUACCUUAUAGAUUAAAACAUGAUUUCCUGCAUGGAUUUUGUGUCAUUUUGAUGAGACUGUGGGCAUUUAUCAGUUUUGUGGCUACUGUUGAGAUUUUUGGUUCUAUAUAAACAAGUUGCAGUGUAUGUUAUUGUGUUUUAUGCUAGUGCUCUCACCGAUAUUUCUUGAA